Messenger RNA from Periophthalmus magnuspinnatus, 3733 nucleotides. It is a transcript of the gene znrf1, whose product is annotated as zinc and ring finger 1. The coding region runs from base 614 to 1261 and encodes 215 amino acids. NCBI's taxonomy places the organism in Eukaryota, Metazoa, Chordata, Actinopteri, Gobiiformes, Gobiidae. The transcript has 5 exons. The record is from RefSeq and is a predicted model, not a curated record.
CUCGUCCCUGCGCUGUCUGCUCACUGUCUGCUCUACACCGAGCCUGCGCACUCAACGCCUCCAUUGUUUCGCCAGUAACAGCAGUGAAGACAGCGGCAGCCGCGACAGACAGGAGUCGAGAGGAGCUCCAUCAGCUCGGCCAGGCUGUGCGUCACGGUCUGCCCACUCCCGGCUGGUCUCGGACAGGACCGUGGCAAGGGCACGCGCCCGCAGCGUCACUGUUGUCAGCGGCACAGCAGACAGCAACAGUUGUCACGAUGUGCGCGACCAGAUGAGGAGCGAGGAGCGGAGAGCACUGCGGCGCUGCUGCUCGGCCCGCUCUGCUUAGGACCACCCCGGGACUAGCCCGGGACUGGAGGUCCGGACAACUAAGGGCGGGCACUCAGCUGUGCGCGUGGAGAGAGAGGUGGCCCCAAACCCAGUGUUAGCCUACGGCAAUAAGGUGCUUCAGGAGCGCUGUGGUGCGGGUGGUGAGGGACUGGCCCAUGCACCGCGCGGCGGGGACACGGGCAGAGAGCUGACGAGCCCGACCUAGGGACAGGCGCGGAGGCCCACGGAACGACGCUGAGGGGAGCCCCUCCUGAAUACCCCAGAACCACACAGCGGUCUGUGGAUGGGGGGCAAGCAGAGCACCACAGGACGGCCUCGGGGCACGUUUCCAGGGGUGUCCACGGAUGACAGCGCGGUUCCCCCUUCAGCCCAUUUCGGUCAUUACCGACCCAGUGGAACAAUGGGCCUGCGCAGCCGCUCGGUGAGCUCUGUAGCCGGCAUGGGGAUUGAUCACAGCGCAACUGUGCCCUUCGGCUUCUAUCCCCCCAGAGGGACGGACUCAGAGAGAGCCGGAGGUGGGUCUGGCACAGCUGCCCCUCACGGUACCGGAUACCAGGACACUGGGGGCGGCGGGCAUCACACAGACGGGGUGCUUUAUCUGGGGUCCCGGGGGUCGCUGGCUGACACCUUGCCCCUGCACAUCACGCCCCGCUGGUUCAGCGCACACAGCGGAUUCAAGUGUCCUGUCUGCUCCAAGUCUGUCGCAUCCAAUGAAAUGGAGGUUCACUUCAUCAUGUGUCUAAGCAAGCCCCGCCUCUCCUACAACGAUGAUGUGUUGGCGAGGGACGCUGGGGAGUGUGUAAUCUGUCUGGAAGAACUGCAGCAAGGGGACACCAUCGCCAGACUGCCGUGCCUCUGCAUCUACCACAAAAGCUGUAUAGACUCAUGGUUUGAGAUUAACCGGUCCUGUCCUGAACACCCGUCUGACUGACAACUGACCACUGGGCCUACACAAAGACUGCACCAGAACCUGCGGUGGCGCUGAUGUGAACAACCUGAGACAGACGCAACAAUCCCAUACUUAUCCAGAAGAAACCAUCAUUGUCACGGCAAUUAUAACUUCUUGUCGAUUCAACCAAAAGCACUUGAGCUCAGAAGCCAUGCUCCAUUAUGUCUGAAUCAUAGACAGUGUGGGCUCGUCCUGUCCCGAGCCUCGCCGCUGAAGACGUAUGGGUCCUUUGGGGACAUAUCCUCACUGGGACCUUAUAGGAAUAAUUAUGGGGACACAGACAGUGAGGAGUGGACUUACAGAGGAGUGGUUUUAUUGUUAUUGUGCAAUGCCAGACUGAACAACAAUUGCUUUACUCAUAUUAAUCGAUCACAGAUUUCAAUUUGAUUUUGGAGUCUUUUUAAAAACAAUAAAACAAACACAAAUUGCUUCCAUUAUUGAUUUGACAAGACAAAUACUCUAAAUUCUCGUUUAAAAGAACACAGGUGAUCACUGACGAUAUGAAAUCAUCAGAUGCCAGUUUGCUUAAAAUGCAAUUAUUAACUCGGGCAUCUUGCAAGUCAAGCAGUUAAAACGUCAAUUUGUGAUUGCUAUAAAAGUACACAAAACCAUUUAAAAUCUUGGUUCCACUGUCAGUCCACUCCUUGAUUAAUAGUGAAAGUAAUUAGGGGACAUCAAGACAAGGCACAGAAGAUCCAGACAGAUGAACUAUGCUGUGUAAUAUACAGUGAGCCUCUCAUCUCACCACAGGACAGUACCAAGUCUCCUGCAGACUGGUCUAAGUGUGCUUCUCAUAGAGCUUCUGACCUCCUCGCCAAUUCGACCAUAAUUGUAAUCAAACAAGUCCCCACAACGCUUGUAGAGUCCUCAAGAAUGCACAAGUGUGUAUAUGUGGGUCUACAGAGAAAGUCCAUGGGGAGGAGAAGGAGCAGCCAUGUAUCUAAUGCUCCUGUUGCAUUGUGUGUGUGUUUGUGUGACAGUAAGAAUAGUGGAUUCAAAAUGAGAAAAUGUGAACUACAAUGAAAACUUUUUGAAAGAUAUACCAAUCAUCUUCAUUUAUAAUUCAUCAGAGAAAUGGUAUUACUCAUACCUCAUUACUCAUAUGUUUUAGUAAUGUAAGCUGUUACAAAAUGCUGGUGACAUUUGGGCGUUAUAUGUUUUUGUGUCAUAAAAAAUCAAGGUCAGUAAUUGUCCUGAAAAACUAACAAAUUAAAAAGUAAUUAGUGUUACCACAACUUAACUCAUCUUGUAGACGUCCCAACCUACAAAAUUUCUGGUAUCAGGUCUUUAUAGACAUUACAUAUGAAUUAUUUAUCACAACAUAUUUCUUUUUCUACACAGUUACCAGAGGCAUGGUCCACUAUUCUUCUGUCUAUGGUGUGUGUUGUCCGGCUUCAUGUGUGAAUGUGCACUGUAUAUAUGACUGAGUGACUACAGAUGUGUGUCUGUGACUGGUUUAAUGUUUACAGUGCAGAGGUCCAAGUCUUCAGUCUGUGAGUCAUCCCUAGCUUCUUCUCACGAUGUCCACACAACCAUUUCUCCCAAAGUCAAUGUAUGUGACAUUUCCCGAAACUUGGACAAACAGACGGAGAAUAAAUCUCUUAUUGUUUACAUUGAACGUGCUUAGAGACUGACUGGGUUACAAGUGGUGCAACAGAGAAAGUAAGAGCUGGACAAGCACAAGUUUAGUUCACUGAUUAAAAAAAAAAAGAAAAAAAAAAAAAGCCCUACUACUGUGAUACAAUGUACAAAAUAAAAUGUGAGGAUGUAUUGUCACAAAACAUACAGAUAUUUACUCUUAUCUCAAUAUUUUUUAAAUAUUAUUUAUACCAUCUAAAUAAGAAAAGUAACAUCACUAAUGAACAUAUUGUAUAACAAGUUAUGAGUAUUGCAAAUAGCACUUUUAAUAGAUAUGCUCUGCUUGCCAACUAAACAAAAGUACAUUAACUAGAGGUGACUCCAGUAUCACCUUGUUCUGAACAAACAUUACAGGUUUUAUUCACUACUCAAACCUCCUACCUCCUGAAUAAAGCUCAUGAAUCACUUGCUGCAUUUUAAUUCUUUUGAACACACUGAAAAUGUGAAAUGGUCACAGUUUUAGGAGAGAUGGUUGUGUAAUUGUUGUUCAGUUUUAUAUGAAUGAGUUUGUGUGUGUGGAUGUAUAUGUGUGUGUUAGCUGCUGGCAAGGCGCCUCCCUUCAAUGCUUCUGUCUCCAUGUGUCCCACAGACUAGAACAGAUCUGACUGUGGCUCACACCCUGAGGACUGUAGUCUCGUGGAGUAGUGCCACUGGACUUAUUUAUUCAUUUGUUCAUAUUUAACAAUAUUUGUUUAUAUUACAAUCAUGUGAGGUGUAACUCACUCUCCAGAACGAGCUGGCGUAUGAAGACUACUACAACAAACUGCAUUUACAACGCUACUGUAAACAAAUGGUGGAAUAAAUUGUGCUAGAUGA